AUGACUAUUAACAUCAAUGUCAAAUCGUCAACUGGCGAUAAGUUUGCUAUUGAUGUCGAGACAACAAUCACUGUAGCAGAGUUCAAACAAAUGAUCAAUGAGAAGUCUAGCAUCCCACCCGCUCAACAAAGAAUCAUCUACUCUGGUCAUGUUCUCAAGGAUCACCAGCAAUUGUCCGAGUACAAUAUCAAGGAUGGACAUACAGUACACUUGGUAAAGAGUGCUGUGCCACCAGCUGCACCACCCUCAUCAGAACAGGCACCAAAUGCAAACACACAGCCAACCAUGCCAACACUGCCUGGUAUGCCAGCCAACGUCAGCCAGAUGAUGAACAACCAGAUGUUCCAGGAUGCUCUCAACUCUCCAAUGUUCCAGAACAUUAUCGACAAUCCAGAGAUGUUCAGACAGAUGAUGAUGAGCAAUCCAGAGAUGCAACGUGUAAUAAGUAAUAACCCAGAGGUUGCUCAUGUUUUGAAUGAUCCAAGAAUGAUCAGACAAUCAUUAGAGAUGAUGAGGAACCCAGAGCUGAUGCGUGAGAUGAUGAGAAAUACAGACAGAGCAAUGGUCAACAUUGAGAAUCACCCCGAAGGCUUCAAUAUGUUGCGCAGAAUGUAUACUGAUGUUCAAGAACCAUUGAUGAACGCUGCUGCAAGCCAACAACACCAACAACAGCAGAACAACCCAUUCUCAUCGUUGUUCCCUCAGAACGCUCCAUCAGACACUCCUCUGCCAAACCCAUGGGCUCAGCCAGCAGCUGCAACAGGUGUACAACCACGACCAGCUGGUACCACCACACCAGCACCAGCAACUGGCGGCAACACAACAACCAGUCCUACACAGCAGAGCAACCCGUUCAACAUGUUUGGAAACAUGGGAGGUGGCAUGGGAGGCGGCAUGGGAGGCAUGAACGGCAUGGGUGACAUGGCAGGCAUGCUCAACAAUAUGGAUCCAGCUCAACUGACAGCGAUGAUGUCCAACCCCGCUAUACAAUCAUUGAUGUCCAACCCAGAGCAGAUGCGACAGAUGGCCGAGAGCAACCCAAUGUUGAGACAGAUGCUUGACUCUAACCCACAGAUGCGCGAGAUGAUGUCAAGACCAGACUUCUGGUCCAGGAUGUCAAACCCCAACACUCUACAGGCUAUGAUGCAGAUGCAGCAGGCCAUGGGCACACUCAGACAGAAUGGAUUCUUUGGUGAGGGUGGCGAUCCCAUGUCGAUGCUGGGAGGUAUGGGAGGAAUGGGCGGCAUGGAUCCAUUUGAGCAUACUGGCACAUUUGGCGCCCCACCAACAUCAGCAUCAGCUCAGCUGCCACCUGCCGAGCGAUUCAGCGUCCAGCUCCAGAAGCUGCAAGAGAUGGGCUUCCCCGACGAGGUAGAGAACAUCGCAGCCCUCACAGCAACCAACGGUAAUGUCAAUGCUGCCAUCGAGCGUCUACUUAACAACUAA
Messenger RNA from Acytostelium subglobosum LB1, 1446 nucleotides. RefSeq lists its product as hypothetical. The transcript has 4 exons. Lineage: Eukaryota; Evosea; Eumycetozoa; Acytosteliales; Acytosteliaceae. Gene Ontology annotation, molecular function: polyubiquitin modification-dependent protein binding. Gene Ontology annotation, biological process: ubiquitin-dependent protein catabolic process. Gene Ontology annotation, cellular component: cytosol. The record is from RefSeq and is a predicted model, not a curated record. Bases 1 to 1446 code for a protein of 481 amino acids.